AUGAAAAGGCAAAAUCAAAGCUCUGUGGUUGAAUUCAUCCUCUUGGGCUUUUCUAACUUUCCUGAACUCCAGCAGCAGCUCUUUGGGGUUUUCUUGGUCGUCUAUCUGGUAACCCUGUUGGGAAAUGCCAUCAUUAUAGUCAUCAUCUCCUUGGAACAGAGCCUCCAUGUUCCCAUGUACCUGUUUCUGCAGAACUUGUCUGUUGUGGAUAUGAGUUUCAGUGCAGCCAUUAUGCCUGAAAUGCUGGUGGUCCUCUCUACUGAGAAAAUGUCAAUUACUUUUGCAGGCUGUUUUGCACAGAUGUAUUUCCUUCUUCUUUUUGGUUGCACUGAAUGUUCUCUCCUGGGGGUGAUGGCUUAUGACCGAUUUGCUGCAAUCUGUCACCCUCUGAGCUACCCAAUGCUUAUGAACAAAAGGGUUUUCAUGAAAUUAGUAAUGUUCUCAUGGGUCUCAGGGAUCAUGGUGGCUACUGUGCAGACCACAUGGGUUUUCAGUUUUCCCUUCUGUGGCCCCAAUGAGAUCAAUCAUCUCUUCUGUGAGACUCCCCCAGUGCUAGAACUUGCAUGUGCAGAUACCUUUCUGUUUGAAAUCUAUGCAUUCACUGGCACCAUUUUGAUUGUCAUGGUUCCUUUCGUGUUGAUUCUCUUGUCUUACAUCCGGAUUCUCUUUGCCAUCCUGAAGAUGCCAUCAGCCACUGGGAGGCAAAAGGCCUUUUCCACCUGUGCCUCCCAUCUCACGUCUGUGACCCUCUUCUAUGGCACAGCUAGUAUGACUUAUUUACAACCCAAAUCUGGCUACUCCCCAGAAACUAAGAAAGCCAUGUCAUUGGCUUACACGUCACUCACACCUCUGCUGAAUCCACUGAUCUACAGCUUGAGAAACAGUGAGAUGAAAAGAGCUUUGAUGAAACUGUGGCAAAGACAAGUGGAUUCACAUCCAUUCUGGUUGUACUGA
Ailuropoda melanoleuca (giant panda) is the source of this 954-nucleotide messenger RNA. RefSeq names its product olfactory receptor 10A3. The record is from RefSeq and is a predicted model, not a curated record. The transcript has a single exon. The coding region runs from base 1 to 954 and encodes 317 amino acids. NCBI's taxonomy places the organism in Eukaryota, Metazoa, Chordata, Mammalia, Carnivora, Ursidae. Gene Ontology annotation, molecular function: G protein-coupled receptor activity; olfactory receptor activity. Gene Ontology annotation, cellular component: membrane. Gene Ontology annotation, biological process: G protein-coupled receptor signaling pathway.